GGCAUGGUUGAAUUGGACAUCCUUGAGAAUAAAUAAAUUAGUGGUAAUAUUUAAAAUUUCAAUAACCCUUGUCAAUUCUAUAAAUUUAUGAGGAAUGAGCAGGAGUGUAUAAUCAACGCUCUGUCUUCCUGCAAGGACACCAACAGAAACAAAAGUAAAGAGGAUAAAUGUAUUGAUUGCAUUCUAUAAGACAGAUGACGCAUAGUAAUAUACAUAUCUUCUUGUCUGAUGCAAAGAAUGGAAGAAAACAGAACUUACAUCUCAAUUUGUCUAUCCUCAUUGCUUGCGCGUUAGUUAUUUUAUGUUGUCGCAUUUGAUUAUAGCAUAUGUUGUUGGAUUUUUGUGUGAAUGCAGUGAUAUAGAAUUUCUUUUCCAAGAUGCUCAUCAUACUAUUUAAAUAGAUACUAAAUCAUUGCCUGCCAACACAUUAAUUAAUAUACAAAUGCAAUGCAAUAAUCUCUAGACUACAUGGCUGAGGGAAACGAGCAGGACGUAGCAUCUAUGAGCCAUCCACCUGUUAUGGAUUUGAAGGAAGACAAGACCAAGAAGAAAGAAAAAAGCACUAAAACAUUGCCAUACUACAAGCUUUUCUCUUUAGCCGAUCCUAUAGAUUACCUAUUAAUGUUUGUGGGUACACUUGCUGCUGCUGCAAAUGGCAUUUGUAUGCCUCUUAUGACUGUAAUAUAUGGAGAUACAGUAAAUGCCUUCGGAGAGAACAGUGUAAACGCCAACCUACUGGUUCAUGAAGUUUCAAAGGUGUCUCUCAAGUUUGUAUUCUUGGCCUUAGGGGCAGGUGCCGCUGGAUUUCUUCAGGUAACUUGCUGGAUGGUCACUGGAGAGAGACAGGCUGCACGAAUUAGAAGUUUAUACUUGAAGACAAUUUUGAGGCAAGAAAUUGGCUUCUUUGAUAGGGAAACUAACACCGGAGAAAUUAUUGGGAGAAUGUCAGGAGACACAGUUCUCAUUCAGGAUGCCAUGGGUGAGAAGGUUGGAAAAUUCCAGCAGCUAAUUGUAACUUUUAUUUCGGGUUUUAUUAUAGCAUUUUUCAAGGGAUGGAAACUUACACUCGUAAUGUUAUCCAGUAUUCCGCUUCUUGUUCUUGCUGGGGCACUCGUGGCCAUUUAUAUAUCAAAGUUGGCAUCUCACGGACAAACUGCAUAUUCAAUUGCGGCAACAGUGGUAGAGCAGACAAUUGGUUCAAUUAGAACUGUUGCAUCAUUUACUGGGGAGAAACAGGCUAUUGCUAAAUAUAACAAAUCUUUGACAAAAGCUUACAAGUCUGGUGUGCAAGAGAGUUUGGCCGCUGGCUUGGGUUUUGGUGUGGUUUCAUUCAUUGUAUUCUCCAAUUAUUCAUUGGCUGUUUGGUUUGGUGCAAAACUGGUGCUAAAUGAAGGAUAUAAAGGGGGAGAUAUCAUCACUAUCGUUUUCGUGGUGUUGACUGGAUCUUUGUCUCUAGGACAGGCAUCUCCUUGCUUGACUGCAUUUGGUGCUGGACAAGCAGCUGCAUUUAAAAUGUUUGAGGUAAUUGGUAGAAAGCCACAAAUUGAUGCUUAUAACACCAUUGGUCUGACGUUAGAGGAUAUUCGUGGAGAUAUAGAAUUAAAAGAUAUUUGUUUCAGCUAUCCUGCUAGACCAGAAGAGCAAAUAUUCAGUGGAUUUUCUAUCUCAAUACCUAGUGGCACAACUGCAGCUCUGGUUGGGGAGAGUGGAAGUGGUAAAUCUACAGUUAUCAAUUUGAUUGAGAGAUUUUAUGAUCCACAGAGUGGAGAAGUUUUAAUUGAUGGUGUUAACCUUAAAGAGUUCCAACUGAAAUGGGUAAGACAAAAAAUAGGGGUCGUGAGCCAAGAACCAGUGUUGUUCAGUUGCAGCAUUAAAGAGAAUAUUGCCUAUGGGAAGGAAGGUGCAACUACAGAAGAAAUCAGGGCUGCGGCGGAGCUAGCCAAUGCUGUUAAGUUCAUAGAUAAACUGCCUCAGGGAUUAGACACAAUGGUUGGAGAGCAUGGUAUUCUUCUAUCUGGGGGCCAAAAGCAGAGAGUUGCUAUAGCUAGAGCAAUUCUUAAAGACCCAAGAAUUCUACUUUUAGAUGAAGCCACAAGUGCCCUUGAUACAGAUUCUGAAAGAAUUGUGCAAGAGGCACUAGAAAAGAUCAUGAUCAACCGAACUACAGUUAUUGUAGCUCAUCGCUUGAGUACAGUAAGGAAUGCUGAUAUGAUUGCUAUUAUUCACCAAGGGAAAAUUGUUGAAAAAGGUUCUCAUUCUGAGCUUACCAAGGAUCCUGAUGGAGCAUAUUGUCAGCUCAUAAGAAUGCAGCAAAUGAGCACAGUGUCAGAAAACAACAUUGUAAAUGAUCCAGAGAGGGCAGAAGUCAUUGUGGAUUCUGGAAGACAUUCUAGUCAACGGUUUUCUUUAUUACGAAACUCAAGUCGGGGCUCAUCUGGUGUUGGAAACAGUAGUCGUCACUCAUUCUCUGUUCCCUUCGGUGUGCCAACAGGAAUCAACGUCCCAGAAUCAUCAACGACAGAACCCUAUACUCUUGCCUCACCUCCACCUCCUCAAAAGGUCCCACUUCGUCGCUUAGCCUAUCUGAAUAAGCCAGAGAUCCCUGUUUUACUGCUAGGUUCAGCUUCCGCCGUAGCUAAUGGUGUGAUAUUACCUUUCUUUGGAGUAUUAGUUGCCAGCAUGAUCAAAACAUUCUUUGAGCCAGCAGACAAACUCCGAAAGGAUUCAAGAUUCUGGGCUUUCAUGUUUCUUGGUCUGGCCUCCAUGUCUUUCUUGGCUUAUCCACUAAGGUCAUAUUUUUUUGCAGUAGCGGGUUGUAAAUUGAUUAAAAGGAUCAGAGCAAUGUGCUUUGAAAAAUUGGUUUACAUGGAAGUGGGGUGGUUUGAUGAAGCCGGGCACUCAAGUGGUGCAAUUGGGGCAAAGCUUUCUGCAGACGCAGCCUGCUUGAGAAGCCUGUUUGGAGAUGCACUUGGUCUUCUGGUUCAAAAUGCUGCAACAUUAGUUGCUGGUUUAGUUAUCGCUUUUCAAGCAAACUGGCAACUGUCUUUUAUCAUCCUUUUCAUGAUACCUUUUCUAGGACUUAACGGAUAUGUUCAGUGGAAAUUCAUUGAAGGUUUCAGCGCAGAUGUCAAGAAAAUGUAUGAGGAAGCGAGUCAAGUUGCAAAUGAUGCAGUAAGGAGUAUUAGAACUGUUGCUUCUUUCGGUGCUGAAGAGAAGGUGAUGGAACUCUACAAAAAGAAAUGUGAAGGCCCUGUCAAGACUGGUAUUAGGGAAGGGUUGAUAAGUGGAUUUGGGUUUGGACUAUCAUUCUUCUUGCUUUACUCUGUGUACGCCACCAGUUUUUAUGCUGGUGCCCGACUUAUUGAGGCUGGGGAUACAACGUUUGCAGAAGUUUUUCGAGUGUUCUGUGUUCUCACCAUGGCAGCUUUUGGACUUACCCAAACAAGCUCCCUUGUUCCUGAUGCUGGCAAAGCAAAUAGUGCAGCAGCUUCUAUAUUUGCCAUUCUUGACCAGAAAUCAAAAAUAGACAGUAGCGAUGAUUCUGGGACAGUAAUAGAAAACCUUAAAGGAGAAAUUGCGCUUCGACAUGUGAGUUUCAAAUAUCCAUCAAGACCUGACAUUCAAAUUUUCAGGGAUCUAUCCUUGGCGAUUCAGGCUGGCAAGCAGACAGUUGCUCUGGUGGGAGAGAGUGGCAGUGGGAAAUCAACAGUGAUAUCAUUACUGCAAAGAUUUUAUGAUCCAGAUUCCGGAAUAAUAACAAUCGACGGAAUUGAAAUUGAAAAGCUAAAAGUGAAGUGGUUGAGACAGCAGAUGGGCCUGGUCGGGCAGGAGCCCGUGUUAUUCAAUGACAGUAUCAGAGUCAAUAUAACAUAUGGAAGGGAAGGAAAUGCAACAGAGGCUGAAAUUUUAGCUGCAUCAGAAAUGGCAAAUGCGCAUAAGUUCAUCAGUAGCUUACAACAGGGGUAUGAUACAAGAGUGGGGGAAAGAGGAGUUCAGUUGUCGGGCGGACAAAAGCAACGACUGGCGAUUGCAAGAGCAAUAGUUAAGGAGCCGAAAAUCCUACUUCUAGAUGAAGCAACCAGUGCUCUGGAUGCAGAAUCCGAAAGGCAAGUUCAAGAUGCAUUGGAUAGAGUAAUGGUGAAUAGAACGACAGUGGUGGUAGCCCAUCGGUUGUCCACAAUUAAGAACGCAGAUUUAAUUGCAGUGGUAAAAAAUGGAGUGAUUGCAGAGAAAGGAAAGCAUGAGACGUUGAUAAAUGUCAAGGAUGGAAUAUAUGCUUCUUUGGUGGCAUUACAUUUGCAGAACACAAGUGCUUCCGUUGAUAUCCCAGAACAGCAGUGAAGUCCACUGUUUCUAUGUAAUUAGACCUGAGGCAGUUGGUACCUCAACAUCUGAAAACCACAUUUCAACCCUCUUUCUAUGUAAUGUAAUUGCAAAACAAUAAAACAGGAUUGCCAACUACUCCACUCCAUAUUAUAAUUAACAACAACAUCAAGAGAGAGAUUGUUAUUAGUGGGCAA
Molecule: messenger RNA, 4520 nt
Organism: Jatropha curcas
Lineage: Eukaryota; Viridiplantae; Streptophyta; Magnoliopsida; Malpighiales; Euphorbiaceae
Product: ABC transporter B family member 11
Biological process (GO): oligopeptide export from mitochondrion
Cellular component (GO): mitochondrial inner membrane
Molecular function (GO): ATP binding; ATP hydrolysis activity; ABC-type oligopeptide transporter activity
Source: RefSeq, a predicted model, not a curated record